Schistosoma mattheei is the source of this 249-nucleotide messenger RNA. The record is from the annotation of a GenBank genome assembly. NCBI's taxonomy places the organism in Eukaryota, Metazoa, Platyhelminthes, Trematoda, Strigeidida, Schistosomatidae.
AUGUUUACUUCAAAUGAAACUUAUCAUUGUGAUCUCAAAAAUUUCCGUCAACAGAACUACGAUCUCAAAAGUGCUAAGUUUACAUUUUCUGAAAUGCUCGUUUGCUUUUUUCUGGUGAAUAUUUUCUGGACAAACAAUUAUGUGCGUUGUUACCACCGUUCAAAUGUUAUUUUCCCUUAUGAAAUAAAUGGCGCUACUUUGUCAUACAAAACCUGGAAAAAGAUUGCCGUCAACAUUCCAUUCAACUGA